AUGGCGGCGCAGGUUUGGAGCUUCUUUCGAAGACGAUUUGGUAUACUUCACCUCAACUCGCAAUCAAUCUCGGUGGAAUGCUUAUCUUGGUUUCCAUCUACUUCAUCAGUCUCAGCAAAUCAUAUACGGGCUGUUAUCCCAUGUUUGAUUUUAUGGAGCCUAUGGCAAGCAAGGAAUAAGUCACGGUUUGAGGGAGCUCGGCUGGAGCCGCAGGGGGUAAUUUGGGCGGUGGGAAGUGUGGUGGAGCGGUUAGGAAGGGCAAAAAUGUUUUCCUCAGCGCAUUUCAAGGGCGUUGCUACUUGGCGACCGCGGGCAACAAGGCGGUUGGUGAUAUCCUGGAAGCUGCCACCGCACGGGGCGGUCAAGUUGAAUACCGACGCCAGUGUUACAAGAGGGAAAGUAUCGGGUGGAGGCCUGCUACGGGACCAUGAGAGUAGAUUGAUCUUUGCAUUUUACAAGGAGUUCGGGGAGGUCGAUGUGCAGACUGCCGAAAGUUUGGAACUGCUGCAGGGUUCACUCUACUGCAAAAGAGUUCGGGUCCAGCUGUUACUAGUGGAGGUGGAUUUAGCAGGAUUAGUUCGGUUGCUGGAAUCAGGAGGUCUGGCAAAAUGGCCUCUAUGUAAUGCACUUCGGCAGAUUCGGAGCAUGCUUCGGAGCUUCAAUACUACAGCUACUCAUAUCUUCAGAAAAGCGAAUGCUGCAUCGGAUAAGUUAGCAACAAUGGACACUCAGGGAGACUUCUUUAGCACGACACUCCAGCAACUCCCGAAGGAUGUUAGGGCAACUAUAUUUUUAGAUAGCAGGGGAAUCCCUUUUGUUCGAACACAAGUUGUGAGAGAGUAA
Messenger RNA from Coffea arabica (coffee), 843 nucleotides. RefSeq lists its product as uncharacterized. Gene Ontology annotation, molecular function: RNA-DNA hybrid ribonuclease activity; nucleic acid binding. NCBI's taxonomy places the organism in Eukaryota, Viridiplantae, Streptophyta, Magnoliopsida, Gentianales, Rubiaceae. The record is from RefSeq and is a predicted model, not a curated record.